Messenger RNA from Branchiostoma belcheri (Belcher's lancelet), 1909 nucleotides. Its product is annotated as E3 ubiquitin-protein ligase RNF180-like. Gene Ontology annotation, cellular component: endoplasmic reticulum membrane. The record is from RefSeq and is a predicted model, not a curated record. The transcript has 5 exons. The coding region runs from base 1 to 1695 and encodes 564 amino acids. Gene Ontology annotation, molecular function: ubiquitin protein ligase activity; ubiquitin conjugating enzyme binding. Lineage: Eukaryota; Metazoa; Chordata; Leptocardii; Amphioxiformes; Branchiostomatidae. Gene Ontology annotation, biological process: serotonin metabolic process; protein polyubiquitination; norepinephrine metabolic process.
AUGUUGGAGGAUGGGUGUGUGUUGAAGUGUCGACGUUGUCGGUUGUCCCUGGUUACCGGACACUCGAUUGUUGGUAGUCAUGGCAACAGUGAAGCCUGUCCUAUGGAAGGCCUGUCCACACUGUGGUACAUCAGUGAUAACCACAUCCCUGACUGGGUACAGGAACAAAUCACACAGGUACAGUGGACCAAAGGCCGACUCCUGUGCCCUAAGUGUGCCGGCCGGCUGGGUUUGUUUGACUUUGUGUCCCCAGUGAAGUGUCCGUGUGGUGACCAGGUAUUCCCUCCCAUACACAUCCAGAGGUGUCGGGUGGACGUGGACAAACUCUCACCAAAACACGUACCCAAAACACAGCAAGGGGAAAAAUUACCGUUAAAAAUGUGUGAAACAAAGGAGCAAGCCUGCGGCUUACUUCUUACUUCAGAACAUUUUACAGGUGGACAGUUAGAAACAGACUCUGAGAAAGGAAAAAGGAGAAAAAACAGUACGAAAGGUGCUCUAGCUGAUGGAACGGGUGAUGCACCUGCUAGAACAGGUGUUACAGCUGCUGGAACAGGUGAUGCACCUGCCAGGACAGACGAUACACCUGCUAGAACAGGUGUUACAGCUGCUAGAACAGGUGUUACAGCUGCUAGAACAGGUGUUACAGCUGCUAGAACAGGUGCUACAGCUGCUAGAACAGGUGACGCACCUACUGAGAAAGUUGACACGCACAGUGAGCUAGCUGAGAUGGAUUCCUCCGUCAGUGAUGCACAUGUGAGCAGCUCAUCAGAUUCAACCAGCACUUCAGAGGAAGAGGAAUCAUCAGACCAAACCUACACAUGGACCUCGGUAAGCUCACAGCGCCCCCUAGUGGUGGCAGAUGAUGAUGACAGUUGCCUCCAGGACACAAACCUGUUCCAAGUAUUGGAAGGGCUGGACGGAGGGAACACAGGGAGUACUGCAGACAGACGGAGGACCAGGCGGCAAACAAAGAGGGACAGGAACAAGCUGAAGAACAUUCGGAAGAAGCAGAGAAGACACGAGAAGUGGGUGAAGAAACAGACCCAGGAAGAAGAGAAUUUUGAGGAGGCAGAGAGGGAAGGUCUGAUCUGCCCCAUCUGUCUGGACCUGUACUAUGAACCCUACAUGUGCCAGCCGUGUGGACAUAUAUUCUGUGAUUACAGAACCCAGGAAGAAGAGAAUUUUGAGGAGGCAGAGAGGGAAGGUCUGAUCUGUCCUAUCUGUCUGGACCUGUACUAUGAACCCUACAUGUGCCAGCCGUGUGGACAUGUGUUCUGUGACCCGUGUCUGCGGCAGAUCGCUAAGGACAACCCCGGAUGUACGGCCUGUCCACUCUGCCGGACUGUGGUCAUCACCGUCAACUUCUCUUACCAGCUGAGUAAGACAAUGCAGGAGUUUUUCCCGCGGCAUCACGAGUCCCGGCGCCGUGCCGAGCGGCAGUCCCGCCACCGCAGCUGGCCUCUCCCGGGGGUCAGCGGCGCCCGCGCGCUCUGGUGGACCACUGUGACCUCGCUGACCUCUCGCCGCGCUGGCCGGAACUUUCCCCACUAUCGUAGCAACGAUGAUGAUCUAAACUACGAUGGAAGCAUGUUUGAUGAACUCCUGGUGUACUUCUACUCUGUCAACUGGGUCAUCGGGUUGUUUGUUGUCUGCGGUCUGUGUUAUUUUUCCAUCCGUUCUUUCAUUUUCUGAGACAAGUAUUUCAGUCAGUUACUCAAAAAUAACCAUGAUACAGGGUCAUUAACAUUGAUUUUUAUUACCUAAUCAUUGAUGUAUUUGUAACAGGCAUGAAAUUUACUAAUUUUGUAACAGCAUUGAAAACAGAAAAAUUGUGCAAGUUGACUUACUAAUGUAUGUUGCAAAAGCAAGAGUUGGAAAUAUGUAUUUAUUAUACAGUAUAACUAUA